Armigeres subalbatus is the source of this 4260-nucleotide messenger RNA. RefSeq lists its product as uncharacterized. The coding region runs from base 1 to 4260 and encodes 1419 amino acids. The transcript has 3 exons. NCBI's taxonomy places the organism in Eukaryota, Metazoa, Arthropoda, Insecta, Diptera, Culicidae. The record is from RefSeq and is a predicted model, not a curated record.
AUGCGCUACUGCGGAAGCAACCAAGGCAACGAAAUCCAGAAGGAAAACCUCCACACAGAAACUGGCGGUGUCGUUACGGAAGAGGACAACUCGAGAAACAACUACAAAGGGUACGAAGAGUACGAAAAUGAUUCCUACGACGGCGACGACGGGCGAAAACAUGAUGUUUGUGAUACGGCGGCGAAUUGCGAGGAUGCAGUUGCAGCUGCUAGACGGAGCGGAGAUGAUGCACAGGUAGCAGCGAAAGCAAGGGUGAGCAAAGCUGGUUCAUUAAUAUCAGCAGCAUCACGGAAAUCAGUCAAGGCGCGUUUGGAUGUGGAACUUCAACAGAUCGAGGCUGAAGAGACACUGAUGCAAGAAGAGAUGCGGCGCAAGCGGGAACUAGCUGAAAAGAAGUUCGCUGUUCUAAAGGAGAUGGCCGAUUUGGAAGGCAGUGGCGAAUCAGUCAUUGAUCAGCAUAAUGGUCAUCACAAGGUGGAACAGUGGUUGAACCAUCGCAGCGAAACCAAUGUGAAAGAUAAGCGUUCGUCAUUCAAGAAAACCAGCAUGGAAAACUCCGGAAGUGAAGUGGAAACAGAAGACUCAAGCGAAGAAGAAACGUCUGGUACCGGGACAAAGGAUGAAGAAGAACUUUCAUCCAUCGGUGGUACCAAUUGCUACGGCAGUGAAGAAGCACAACCCUAUGGCGAACGAGCAGGGCGAAGACACCAAAGAGCGAAGAGUGAAACAGCCAAGAAAGUUGAACUAUGUGGUAGUAGACGACCAGUUACAGACCGGCAACACUCCCUGAGAAGCAGCAAAAGACUCUCGAAGGAUGAGCUUGCAGCACGACAGGUUGUACCUCGUGAGCUGCCCAAGUUCAGCGGUAAUCCGGAGGAAUGGCCAAUGUUCUUGUCCACGUAUGAAGAUACAACGGCUAUGUGUGGGUACACGGAAGCGGAGAACAUGAUCCGUUUGAGGAACUGUCUGAAGGGAGAUGCAUUUAACGCUGUUCGAAGUUUCUUGAUGCGGCCUGAAACUUUAGGCAGAGCAAUCAAUGCACUGAAACUACGCUUUGGUAGACCGAAAACCAUAAUUGAAUACCUGAAGGAGAAGAUUAUCUCGAUGCCGAUGGACAAGCUGGUCGAUUAUGCUCUGGAGGUCCAGAAUCUCUGUGCCACGGUAAAAGCUUGCGGUGGAAAGGAGUAUAUGUGUGAUACGACACUCCUAAAAGAAUUUGUCCAGAAACUGCCACCUCAAAUAAAGCUGGAUUGGGCGCGGUACAAGAGAAACUUCCCAGAGGUAAAGUUGUCCACGUUCAGCCAGUGGAUAUACAGCUUGGCGGAAGAUGUCACCGUUGUUUUCGAGCCUCAGUGCCGCGGAGGCAAGAAUCAGGAGAUAAAAGGAAACCGAAAGGAGAAGUAUGUGAACACUCACGCAGAAGUUCUUUCCAAGGAUAGGACUCAGACUGUAUACCCAACCCAAGCAAGAUCGACGGUGGCCGGAGUGAGCGGAGGAAGCAAAGCAUGUCCCGCGUGCAAAGAAGAUUGCAAAUAUCUUGGAAAGUGCAAGCGAUUUCUUGAGCUUUCGUACGAAGCAAGCGGUGCCAAUAGAAGCGGCCCUUCGAGGCAGAACGAGGAACGCAACGUCAAUACACAUCAAACCGGUACGGGCUCGCUUCGCUACUUGCCAGUGACGUUGUUUGGAAACGGAAUACAGCUAAAAUGUCACGCUUUCCUGGACGAUGGAUCCGAACUGACUCUCAUCGACCAGCAACUAGCCGAGGAGCUGAGGCUGUCCGGAACCAUUCAUCCGCUCUGUCUGAAAUGGACGGGUGGUACUCAUCGCUACGAAUCCGAUUCACAGAGUGUCGAGCUUGUGGUCGCCGGAAGAGGAGGAAAGCGGCUGUUACUGCAAGAUGUGAGAACGGUGGAAGAGCUGCAAUUACCCUUCCAGUCUUUGGAUAUGACUCAACUCACUAAACAGCAUCGAUACCUGCAGGGACUUCCUGUGGAAUCAUACACGAACGUUCGUCCACGGAUACUGAUUGGAUUGAGGCACGCUAAUGUUAUGCUGGUGCGGAAAAGUCGUGAGGGCAAGAUUGGCGACCCAAUUGCUGUAAAAACCAAUCUCGGAUGGUCGGUGUACGGUGGCUGGGCAACGAAAAAUUCCUCGAGUACUAGUCACACCUAUCACAUUUGUACGUGUAGCGAAGAAAGCAUGACGCACUUAAACCAGACGGUCAAAGACUACUUUGCUAUCGACAGUCUGGUAGUCAAGCCCAACCAGCUUGAACGACUAUCUAAGGAUGACGAGCGAGCAAUGUUUUUGAUGGAAUCUCGGACACACUUCAAUGGAGAGCGGUACGAAACUGGCCUUUAUGGCGCUCUGAUAGAAUUCGGCUACCGGAUAACAAGGCAGUCGCAAUCCGUCGAACUGUCGGAGAAGCGUGAGCGAGUGUGGUAUCUACCGAUUUUCCCGGUAUACAACCCGAAUAAACCUGGAAAGGUACGUAUCGUUUGGGAUGCCGCCGCCACAGCUUACGGAACAUCACUGAAUUCGGCACUCCUUACUGGUCCCGACCAGUUGACGUCGUUAGUUGGAAUUCUGUAUCAGUUUCGUGAGCAUCGAGUAGGCGUGUGUGCUGACAUCCGGGAGAUGUUCCACCAGGUACGGAUAGUUCCGGAAGAUCAGCACUGUCAGCGGUUUCUGUGGCGCAGUAUCGUGGAACAUGGUGAACCUAGGACUUAUGUCAUGCAGGUAAUGACCUUUGGGGCGAGCUGUUCUCCUGCUAUAGCCCAGUUCGUGAAGAACAGCAACGCAGACAGAUACGUAGACGAAUAUCCGGAAGCAGUAGCGGUGAUCAAGAAACGACACUAUGUGGACGACAUGGUUUUGAGCGCCGAAACGGAGGAAGAAAUCGUCGAGCUAUCCCAAUCGGUACGUUAUAUCCACAUGCAGGGUGGAUUUGAAAUCCGCAACUGGGUCUCCAACUCAUCGCUGGUGCUGUCAAAAAUGAAUGCAGAGCAGUCAACAGAAAAGGAUUUGAAUAUAACUUCCGAGUUAGCGAGCCAGAAAAUCCUCGGUAUGUGGUGGGAUACGCAGGAUGAUGUGUUCAAGUACAAGAUCGGAUGGACGAGAUUUGAUUCAGCGCUUCUCGAUGGAAGUCGUUGUCCCACCAAACGGGAGAUCCUUAGGACACUGAUGACCAUCUACGAUCCUGUAGGGCUGAUUGAUCACUAUUUGGUUCUACUGAAAAUCCUGCUUCAGGAGGUGUGGCGUACUGGGAUUGAUUGGGAUGAAACUAUCCCUGAAAAUCUGUUCGAGAGGUGGCGUACGUGGAUUCGUCUUCUCCCGGAAUUGGAGAAACUACGGAUCCCAAGGUGUUACCGGCAAGUUAUAUUGUCGAUAGAAGAGGCUGCAGUAGAUAUGCACGUCUUCAUUGAUGCCAGCGAAAGUGCUAUGUCAGCCGUUGUGUUUCUGCGAUUUACGAAAGGUGACCAGCUGGAAUGUUCUCUGGUUGCGGCUAAGACUCGAGUAGCACCGAUGAAAUACACCUCAAUCCCACGGUUAGAGCUGCAAGCCGCAGUUCUGGGGUGUCGAUUGGCUACCAAUGUAACACGAAGCCUAACGAUGAACAUCUGUAAGCGUACAUUUUGGACAGACUCUCGAAAUGUGCUCUGUUGGCUGCGUGCCGACCACAAGCGAUACAGUGCUUUCGUCGGAUCAAGAAUCAGCGAAAUAUUGGAAUCGACAGACAUCCACGAUUGGAGAUGGGUUCCGACUCGAUCUAAUGUCGCUGAUGAUGGGACCAGAUGGCGAGAUCGACCUGAUCUAUCGUCGGAGAGCAGGUGGUUCAAGGGUCCAGAGUUUUUGAUGCAAGCAACAGAGAAGUGGCCCAGCCUUCCAGUAAAGAUCUCUACCGAGGAAGAGAUGAGACCCAGCGUAUUGUUCCACAUCAGUGCUUCCGAAUCGGUAAUCGAUGUCAGCAGGUUUUCAAGUUGGCGACGACUAUUGAUAGUGACCGGAUACGUGCUUCGUUUCUGCACGAACAUUCAACGAAGCUGUAGGAAAGUUCCCUUAAUUUCUGGACCACUUAUGCGGAAGAGCUUCGCAGUGCGGAAGCACACCAUUAUCGGCAAGCCCAACGUGACACAUACCAUGACGAGAUUGCAGUAUUGGUGGCUAAAGAACAAACGGGAAACAAAUUCCAAAGGCAAGUCCGCUCUACAAGCUGAGCCCAUUCGCGGACGACUCAGGAGUAUUGCGGAUGAAGGGUAG